Messenger RNA from Arvicanthis niloticus (Nile rat), 687 nucleotides. NCBI's taxonomy places the organism in Eukaryota, Metazoa, Chordata, Mammalia, Rodentia, Muridae. The record is from RefSeq and is a predicted model, not a curated record.
AUGGAUUCAGAAACCACCCAACCAGGCCCUUCCUGUCAACCACUGGACCUCCCUACUGGGUCACAGAGCACCUCUGACCAAACGACAUCAGGAUCUGAACCAAGUAAAAAUAACCAGAGGUCCAGCCAAUCCAACAGCAAUUCCAGAAAGCACACUGAAAAAUCAGCUCAGGUCGUGGAAACACCCAGGAAAAGAAAACGUUCUUCCAAGGACUCCAGCCAGGUCAGAGCAGGAAAUGAGGGCAGUUCCUCUGGGGAAAAGAGACACAAGGCUUCAGUAAAGAAGGCCAAGCCAAAAGCCAAUGGUCCCCAAGAUGGAUUAGCCCAUUGCCCAGAACCUCAGGACACAGAGCCACCACCAAUUCGGAAGAGCCUGGUGACCUUUCUGCGUGGGAAGUCUGAGGAGAUUUAUGCAGACACAGUCCAGCUGCAGGCCCAGCAACAUGGUUCCCUGCUCACCUAUGAGCAGCUCUCUCAGCUCAGAGAGCUCUCAGAUUCUCUGACUGCCAUGGUGCACACAUUCUACAGCAUGGCCAACCAGGCAGGCUUUGCCUUCCCUGCUGAGGGCUGGCUUGUCCCAGACCCUAUGCCUGCCCCUCAAGAGCUGACUGGCAAGGAAUCUAGGAGCCCUUUGUUGGAGGGAGGAGAGAAGAUCACAGAUCUUACCAGCCCAUCAGACAAGUCCUGA